Brachypodium distachyon (stiff brome) is the source of this 1630-nucleotide messenger RNA. Its product is annotated as histone-lysine N-methyltransferase setd3. The record is from RefSeq and is a predicted model, not a curated record. Gene Ontology annotation, biological process: peptidyl-lysine monomethylation. Gene Ontology annotation, molecular function: protein binding; protein-lysine N-methyltransferase activity. The coding region runs from base 62 to 1519 and encodes 485 amino acids. Lineage: Eukaryota; Viridiplantae; Streptophyta; Magnoliopsida; Poales; Poaceae. The transcript has 5 exons.
CAGAACCUACCCGUGCCAAACCUCAACUUAUCGGGAGCGCGCGCCGCUACCUUCGUUCCCCAUGGCCGCCGCCGCCGCGGGGGCGACGCCAGCGACGGCCAGGAAGGCCCUCCUCACCACGACCACCACCCUCCUCUCCUCCUCCUCCCUCGCGCGCAGCCGCCGCGGCCUCGCCUGCUCCGCCGCGUCGGCCACCGCCCCGCGCAUCGCGCCGCAGCCGCCGGACCUGCUCCGGUGGGUGCAGCGGGAGGGAGGGUUCGUCCACCCGGCUCUCCGCGUGUCCGAUCAUCCCGAGUAUGGCCUUGGAGUGUCCGCUACGGGGGCCGAUGGUGACAUCCCCCCCGGGACCGUCCUCAUCGAUCUCCCUGGCCGCAUCCCGCUACGACUCCGCCGCCCCGCCGGCGCUGCCGACGCAGUACUGAUGCAGCUCGCCGACCAAGUCCCCGAGGAACUAUGGGCAAUGAGAUUGGGCUUGAGGUUGCUUCAAGAAAGGACAAAAUCUGAUUCAUUUUGGUGGCCAUAUAUUGCGAACCUACCAGAGACUUUUACUGUACCAAUUUUCUUUCCUGGGGAAGACAUAAAGAACUUGCAGUAUGCUCCGCUUCUCCACCAGAUCAAUAAAAGAUGCCGCUUUCUGCUCGAAUUUGAGAAAGAGGUACAACAUAAGCUUGGUACUGUGCCCUUGGCGGAUCACCCUUUUUGUGGUCAAGAUGUAAACUCAUCUUCCCUUGGAUGGGCUAUGUCAGCAGCAUCUUCUCGAGCAUUCCGUUUGCAUGGAGAAAUCCCAAUGUUGUUACCUCUCGUUGAUAUGUGUAACCAUAGUUUUAGCCCGAAUGCUAGGAUUGUCCAGGAUGGAGAUGUUGACAGCCCUGAUAUGUCAGUUAAGGUUGUUGCUGAUACACAAAUUGAUCAAAAUGCCACAGUUACACUGAACUAUGGUUGCUACCCCAAUGAUUUCUAUCUUCUUGAUUAUGGAUUUGUAGUAACAUCCAAUCCAUACGAUCAAGUGGAGCUGAGUUAUGAUGGAGCUCUUCUUGAUGCUGCUAGCAUGGCAGCAGGAGUUUCUUCCCCCAAUUUUUCAACACCAGCCAAGUGGCAACAGGAUUUCUUGUCAAAGCUAAAUUUGCAUGGAGAGGGUGCUAUUCUGAAGGUCAGCUUAGGAGGUCCUGACAUAGUAGAUGGGCGCUUAUUAGCUGCCCUACGAGUUCUUCUUGCAGCUGGUCCAGAGACUGUGCAGGAGCAUGAUCUGAAAACCUUGACGUCUCUCAACAAGAAAGCUCCCUUAGGCCCUGCCGUUGAAUCCUCUGCGCUCCGAACAGUUCUUGCACUUUGUGCCAUUGCUCUCCAACACUUCCACACCAAGAUAAUGGAGGACGAGGCUGUCCUAAAAGGAGAACCCCCUCUCACUACAGAACUGGCUGUCCAGUUUAGAUUGCAGAAGAAACUGAUGCUCGUCGACGUGAUGCAGAAUCUUAGUCGAAGAAUCAAGCUGCUAUCGCCGGAGAAAUCCACGGCGUAAGAGGAUAUUAAAGUUUUGGCAUAAAUUUGUUGUACAAUUAUUCAACUAUCAUUCUGUACCUGAUUACUGGAUAUAUAAUAAUAAUCCCCAAUCUCACCCCUUCACCAUUCA